AUAACAGGUGCACUAAUGACUACUGUUCGGGAACUGGACUGUGCUUGUCCCCAGCACUGUGUAUGGCUGUACUGUGUAUUGCAGCAGUGGGCAGGCACAACGUGCAGCACACGGAAACAGCUUUCACACACACUUCCCACACAGCUCAGGAGCCGCCCUGUUAAUACACAGGGGCCUGCCCGGUCGCCCCACACAGGAGGUCACCCCUCAGAUAAGGCUCUGAAGAGCUUUCCCGUCAGACACUUGGAAGACUCCAGAGCAGUAGUGAGGAUGGGAAGUAACAGUAGUGUCCAUUUCUGCGGGAUACCAAAGGGGAAGGGACCCCAUGCAGUGGGCUGUACGGACCUGAUGAGUGAUCACACCAUUCAGGGCAGUUUUCUUCGACUCUUCUACCCUUGUGUGGAUAGCGAGGAAUAUGCAGACGCUGUAUGGAUUCCCCGCAAAGAAUAUUACUCAGGACUCGCAGACACUCUGAAGCUGAAUAGGACUCUAAUUGAUUACAUUUUUAGCCAUUACUUUGGUUCUGUGAAAUGUCCGGCAAAGCUGAACGCACCAUUCAAACCAGGAGAAAGAUACCCCCUGCUUAUAUUCUCUCAUGGGCUUGGAGCUUUCAGAACGUUGUAUUCAGCUGUCUGUAUCGGGUUGGCAUCGCAAGGCUUUAUAGUUGCCGCAGUUGAACACAGAGAUGAGUCUGCAUCUGCAACGUUUUAUCUCCGGGAAAGGUCCUCUACUGAUGCUUGUGAGGAGGAGUGUGACCCUCUGGAGGAGGUGUGGAUUUAUACCAAGGCUCCAAAGCCAGGCUCAGAUGAAUUCCCACUCCGAUUUGAGCAGGUACAGAAGAGGGCAGAUGAAUGCAUCAGGGCUCUGGACCUUGUGCUGGAUAUCAAUGCUGGCAAACCAGUAACCAACGCAUUACCAUCCAAUUUUGACUGGCUUCUAUUGAAGGAUUCAAUUGAUUUGCAGAGGGUGGCAGCAAUGGGACACUCCUUUGGGGCAGCUACAGCAAUCAAAGCACUUGGGAGGGAUUCACGAUUCAGAUGUGGUGUAGCUCUGGAUUCCUGGAUGUUCUCUCUCCGAGAUGAAAUCUUCACUACAAUCCAUCAGCCAGUUUUAUUUGUCAACUCAGAGAAGUUCCAGUGGGUGGAAAAUGUCAUGCUAAUGAAGAAAAUGGAUUCUACCAGCGUGGAGAGGAAGAUGAUUACCAUCAAAGGCAGUGUACACCAGAGCUUCCCCGACUUCACAUUUCUCACUGGUUACCUCAUAGGGAAAAUAUUCAAGUUAAAGGGAGAAAUCGAUCCAUAUGUGGGGAUGGACAUUAUUAUCAACGUGACUUUAGCUUUCCUACAAAGACAUCUUGGUCUCCAUAAGGACUUCAAUCAGUGGGAUCAUCUCAUUGACGGUGAAGGAGAAUUUGUCAUCCCAGGAACCAACCUUGAUCUACCUCCAGCACAGACUGAGAACUCUAAAUGACCUUCAGUGAUAACAAGUGACCCGCAGCCUAUUACCUCCUCCCUACCAUGGGAGCAUUCUACUCUGUGAUGGCAGAGAGAGCUGUGCCUCAUCCAUCGGACACCCAAUACUAGUGACUAACUACUUACUGUGCAGGAAUGAGAGACUUUCUGUCUGAUUUAGUGUUAUGAAGGACAUUUGUUUUUUACAUUUUAACUUUUGUACAUGAUGGCUGUGGUGUAAGUGUUGGACUCCUUUUUAGGGGUGUAUUAUGCCUUUCAGCAACAUCACAGGCCAACAAGCACCAUGCCCUGUGCUGGCACACCAUAUGCUGCUUUGCCUUACCAGUGUGAACUAUACCACCUAAAAUAAUUCUAUGGUGCUUUUUAUUAAAUAUGAGCUGUUUUCCACACACCAGAGUUAAAGAAUACAUAGACCAUGUCCUCCUGGGACUCCCUCCAGCCUUCCUUAGCAUUGUAAAAGUAAAAAUGACCAGAACUCAGAUGAAGAAAUAACUGGACACUGCCCUUGUAGCUCUCAGGUAUUCAUAGCAACAGAAACUAAACUGGCAUUAUCUUCAAUUUAGCCCACGUGUUUUGUGGUCCUCUUGGCUGUAUGAGUUCUGGCCAAAUGCUUUACAUUGCAAAAAGGGUUUAUGCGCAGCGGUCUCAAACUGGCGGCCCUACAGCUGUUGCGAAACUACAAGUCCCAUGGGACAUUGCGAGGCUAACAGUUACA
This is a messenger RNA of Rana temporaria (common frog), 2187 nucleotides long. RefSeq names its product phospholipase A2 group VII (gene PLA2G7). Lineage: Eukaryota; Metazoa; Chordata; Amphibia; Anura; Ranidae. Gene Ontology annotation, molecular function: 1-alkyl-2-acetylglycerophosphocholine esterase activity. The record is from RefSeq and is a predicted model, not a curated record. The transcript has 11 exons. The coding region runs from base 16 to 1470 and encodes 484 amino acids.